AUGGGAUUUGUCAGAUUCACUCUGCAUUCCGGCCUGGCUGUUGUUUUUCUCGCCCUCCACCCCGUCUUUGGAGACGUGAGCUACUCGAUUCCAGAGGAGAUGAAACGUGGAUCUGUAAUUGGAAAUAUCGCGAAGGAUCUGGGACUUGAAUCGGGAAGACUGUCUGCUCGCAAGGCCCGCAUUGAUACCGAGGAUAACAGUGUGACGUACUGCGGUGUGAAUCUCAACACCGGAGAACUGAUCGUGCAGGAAAGGAUCGACAGAGAAGGUCUUUGUGCUAAAAGAGCAUCAUGUGUUCUGAAACAGGAACUCGUCCUGGAGAAUCCUUUAGAGGUACACCGUAUUAAUAUCCGCGUUCAAGAUAUCAACGACAAUUCACCCCAAUUUAAAGAGGAAUCACAGAAAUUUGAUAUUCAUGAAUCGGCAGACAAGGGUGCGCGUUUUCUCUUAGAUGAGCCACACGAUGGAGACAUCGGGGAAAAUGCUGUGCAGGGCUAUUCUCUUCAGCAGAAUGAUCAUUUUAAAUUAAAUGUAAACACGAAAGGAGGUGGACGGAAAUAUGGUGAAUUGGUGUUGGACAAAGAAUUAGACAGAGAGGACAAACAAGAGCUCCUGUUAUUGCUGACUGCAUUUGAUGGAGGCUCUCCUCGAAGAUCAGGCACUGUUAUCAUACACGUCGCUGUGCUGGAUGCUAAUGAUAAUGUACCAGUGUUCAGUCAGACCGUAUAUAAGGCCAGUCUGCCUGAAAACUCUCCUCUGGAUACAUUGGUGAUCAAAGUGAGUGCAACCGAUGCAGACGACGGCCUAAACGGUGAAAUAACCUAUGGAUUUGACCAUGUCUCAGAUGAUAACCACAUUUUCUCUCUGGACUCUAAAACAGGAGAGAUCAUAGUGGCUGGAUCUAUUGAUUAUGAAAAAGAGUCAUCCUAUGAAUUGCAGAUCAGCGCAAAAGAUGGACUAGGGUUGGCGUCACACGCCACUCUAAUAAUUGAUGUUUUAGACAUAAAUGAUAACGCCCCAGUGAUAUACCUAAAAUCACUGACCAAUCCCAUACCUGAGAAUGUGUCACCUGGUACAGAGGUGGGCAUCAUCAACGUACAGGACAGAGACUCUGAGAGUAACAGACAGGUCCGCUGCUCCAUUCAGCAAAAUGUCCCUUUUAAGUUGGUUCCUUCUAUUAAAAACUAUUAUUCUCUGGUGAGCACAGGACAGCUGGACCGUGAACUAGUGUCUGAUUACAACAUCACAAUCGCUGCCACUGACGAGGGUUCUCCACCUCUGUCCUCCUCUAAAAGUGUUCAGUUAUCUGUAGCAGACAUCAACGACAACCCACCUGUGUUUGAGGAACAGUCGUACAGCGCAUAUGUGAGUGAGAAUAACAAACCUGGCUCCACUUUAUGUUCCGUUAGUGCUCGAGACCCCGACUGGAGACAGAACGGUACAGUGAUUUAUUCUCUGUUAGGCGGUGAGGUGAACGGAGCCCCGGUGUCCUCGUAUGUGUCAGUGAAUGGAGACACGGGGGUGAUCCACGCUGUGAGGUCGUUUGAUUAUGAACAGUUCAGGAGCUUCAAAGUGCACGUGAUGGCCAGAGACAAUGGCUCUCCUCCUCUCAGCAGCAACGUGACCGUGAGUGUGUUCAUAUCGGAUGUGAAUGACAACUCCCCUCAGAUCCUGUACCCCGGGCCGGAGGGCAACUCGUUCAUGACCGAGCUGGUCCCCAAAGCUGCACACGGAGGCUCUCUGGUGUCCAAAGUGAUAGCGGUGGACGCAGACUCCGGACAGAACGCCUGGCUGUCAUAUCAUAUAGUGAAAUCCACUGAUCCGGGACUUUUCACUAUUGGUGUCCACAGCGGAGAGAUCAGGACCCAGCGGGACAUUUCUGAAUCUGACAGCAUGAAACAGAACCUUAUUGUGUCAGUGAAAGAUAACGGACAGCCCUCUCUGUCUGCCACCUGUUCCAUGUAUUUGCUGAUUUCUGAUAACUUGGCUGAGGUGCCAGAACUGAAGGACAUUUCUUAUGAUGAGAAGAACUCCAAACUGACCUCUUAUCUAAUCAUCGCGCUGGUGUGUGUGUCGACGUUUUUCCUGACCUUCAUCAUCAUCAUCCUGGGUGUGAGGUUUUGUCGCAGGAGAAAGCCCAGACUUUUGUUCGACGGAGCAGUAGCCAUCCCCAGUGCUUAUCUCCCUCCUAAUUACGCAGAUGUUGACGGCACAGGAACUUUACGCAGCGCUUACAAUUAUGACGCCUACCUGACAACAGGGUCUCGAACCAGUGACUUUAAGUUUGUGUCAUCUUACAAUGACAACACACUGCUUGCUGACCAGACUCUGAGGAAAAGUCCAUCAGACUUUGCUGAAGUGUUUGGAGACUGUGAUGACUCUCCUGAGGUAGGACCAUAUGCCAAAUACAGUUUAGUGUCUUUUGCUCAGUCAAGUGGACUGUUCUAGAUGGUAUCAUACAAAAAAACCCUGAAGUUUCCUCUUGUUCAGGGAAUCACCAGUCCCUGGCGGUGUUUUGAUUUAUUAAGGAUGGCUACAUUUUCACGUAACUUUAA
This is a messenger RNA of Notolabrus celidotus (New Zealand spotty), 2555 nucleotides long. Its product is annotated as protocadherin beta-15-like. Gene Ontology annotation, cellular component: plasma membrane. The coding region runs from base 1 to 2448 and encodes 815 amino acids. The transcript has a single exon. Gene Ontology annotation, molecular function: calcium ion binding. Gene Ontology annotation, biological process: homophilic cell-cell adhesion. Lineage: Eukaryota; Metazoa; Chordata; Actinopteri; Labriformes; Labridae. The record is from RefSeq and is a predicted model, not a curated record.